Messenger RNA from Colletotrichum truncatum, 1254 nucleotides. Its product is annotated as D-isomer specific 2-hydroxyacid dehydrogenase. Lineage: Eukaryota; Fungi; Ascomycota; Sordariomycetes; Glomerellales; Glomerellaceae. The record is from RefSeq and is a predicted model, not a curated record. Gene Ontology annotation, molecular function: NAD binding; oxidoreductase activity, acting on the CH-OH group of donors, NAD or NADP as acceptor.
AUGAGGCAUAUCUUGCUCCGAUCUCGCCUCACUUGUUUAACAACCCCGCCAAGUUGGCCGGCCGUGAUCACCUCGUCCCGAAUAUCUCGUCGUUUCCAGCCACCGCACAUCCCCAGUUCAUCAUCAUCAAGUCAUCUUCAGCCUGUACCAGUUAGAAAUCUCGCAACCAUGGUUCAAGUCACUCAACUCAAAGUUGCCGUCUUGGACGAUUACCAGGGCGUCUCAGAACCCCACUUCAACAAGCUGGACAAGUCGCUUUUCGACGUCACUACCUUCAAGGACACCCUGCUGCCCUACAAUCAUCCCGAGACCCCUGCAUAUGUCAAGGAUGCUCUGGUCUCUAGGUUGGAGCCUUUCGAUGUCAUCUGCACAAUGAGGGAACGCACGCCAUUCCCCAAAGACCUCAUCGCCCGCCUCCCGAACCUCAAGCUGCUCCUCUCCACCGGCCUGCGUAACAACAGCCUCGAUCUUCCUGCCUUCAAGGAACGCAGUAUCCCCGUUGCCGGCACCGCCGAUAAGUCCACCGGCAAGCAGGUCGGCACUAACAGCACGACGGAGCACUGCGUCACCCUCAUCCUGUCCUUGGCACGUAACAUUGCCGCCGACGACCUUGCCGUCAAGUCCGGUCUGUGGCAGACUGACCUAGCCAUGGGCCUAACGGCCAAGACCUUUGGUGUCGUUGGUCUCGGGAGGCUGGGUGUUUCGACGGCGAAGAUCAUGCAUCUCGCUUUUGGUAUGCAGAUUAUCGCCUGGAGUACGAACCUCACGCAGGAGGCUGCGGACGAGAAGGCCAGGGCCGAGGGUCUGCCUGUUGAAGGCCCUGACGGGGAGAAGACUUUCAAGGUGGUUAGCCGCGAGGAGCUUUUCAGUACCGCUGACGUUCUCAGCGUUCACCUCGUGCUGUCGGACCGGUCUCGCGGGCUCAUCAAUGCGGAUGACUUGAGCAGGAUGAAGAAGACGGCGUUGUUUGUGAACACCUCCCGGGGUCCUCUUGUCGUUGAGAAGGAUCUGCUCGAGACUUUGAAGAAGGGCGGUAUCAGAGGCUGUGCCUUGGAUGUGUUCAAUAUCGAGCCGUUGCCGACGGAGAGCGAGUGGCGGACCACGGAAUGGGGGCGUGAUGGGCGAAGCAGGGUGCUUUUGACGCCUCAUAUGGGAUACGUAGAGGAGAAGACACUGAACGCUUGGUAUGAGCAGCAGGUGGACAACAUUAAGCGAUGGCAGGCGGGUGAUGUGCUCGUUAAUGUCCUGGCUUAA